AUGUCAGAGAUAAAAGAGAAUAAAGCAAAGAAGCAACUCAAAGCUGGUUACGAGGGAUUAAAGAAUUUUAUUUGGCCAUCUGACCCUAGAAAAAGAGCUGAAAAGAAAUCAAUUUACACCACCGUAGGCCUUUUUGUGGUUACCACUGUUGUAUUGGUGAAAUGGGGAACAAAAAUUGCUGACUAUGUCUACAACCCAGCACUUUUGGAAGAACAAAAUCGUUUAGCGAUGCAGGGAUUAUAA
Messenger RNA from Blepharisma stoltei, 243 nucleotides. NCBI's taxonomy places the organism in Eukaryota, Ciliophora, Heterotrichea, Heterotrichida, Blepharismidae. The record is from the annotation of a GenBank genome assembly.